AUGGUAGAAAUCCUAAGGAGAUCACAGUACAGCUCCAUAGCAAAAUGAAUCAGUGGUUAUUCCUCAUCGUGUUAGUCACAUGUGUAUCCUAUGGAUACGGGCAAGAUAAUGCUGAAGAAAUACAAAAGCUGAAGGAUACGAUCUUUCGCGGUUGCGCAAAACAAUUUAAUUUAGAGGACGCUGCUUUUGACGAUCUGUACCACGCAAGAAGCGUAGACAAAAUAAAAGAUAAGUGUGUUUUGAAAUGUAUAUUGGACAAAUACGGCCUCAUAAAAGGUGAUAAAUUAGAAGCAGAGAAUCUUUCGAAGUCUCUUGCGGGGCAUUGGAAAGAUAAAGCGAGAACAAAUAGAAUAAUUCAGGCAACCUUGGAUUGCUUCAAAAAAGUGCCAGAGAAACCUGAUAUAUGUGCAAUGUCAUAUGAUGCAUUUUUUUGUUUCUUCGAUGUUGUACAAAAGGAACACACUGAAUACGGAGAUGGAUCAAAUUAAAAAUUUAUGUUUAUAUAAUGUUAUAUGUUAAAUAGUUAUUAUCCAAAUUUUAGUAUAAUUAUCUUAUAUUAAUUCAUGUUCCAUUACAAAUACAUAAGCCAUUAUGGAAAGAAACUGUUAAAUUUCAAACUAUUUUAUAAUAUUAUAAAUUGUUAAAUGGACCAGUGUACGAAACUAAAUUUAUAAUAAAAAAAUCUGUUUUAAACAAUCAAUAAUAUAGGACAUGUAUAAAUAAAAUUUAUAAAAAUUCCAAUAAGUAAUAUUGUAUA
Nezara viridula (southern green stink bug) is the source of this 757-nucleotide messenger RNA. The record is from the annotation of a GenBank genome assembly. NCBI's taxonomy places the organism in Eukaryota, Metazoa, Arthropoda, Insecta, Hemiptera, Pentatomidae.